Molecule: messenger RNA, 5761 nt
Organism: Dermacentor silvarum
Lineage: Eukaryota; Metazoa; Arthropoda; Arachnida; Ixodida; Ixodidae
Gene: GTPBP1
Product: GTP-binding protein 1
Exons: 12
Coding region: 314-2221 (635 amino acids)
Biological process (GO): translational elongation
Molecular function (GO): translation elongation factor activity; GTPase activity; GTP binding
Source: RefSeq, a predicted model, not a curated record
CAGUUUACUUCCGAGGUUCCAUAGGUGUGCGCUUUCGCACACUUUGCGCUGAACGUGUGGCGGUGACGUUGAGCGGUGUUGUCCGAGCAAGUAUUUUGCUUUUAUUUUUGAAAGAAACUAGGAAAGCACGUUUUCAUCUGGACGGCAGUACUGUAAACAACAGCGGUCAUCCGAUCAGCCAUGGCUUUAUCUUUACGGGCCUUCUCUUUAUAAAGCUGUGUGCGCGGUUUUCGAGUGUUUACGUGUGAAAAAAGACAGAAAAGUACGUGGCCCCCCCUCCUGUGCUGUGGUAGGUGGACAGUGUUUGCCCGAGAUGUCGGCGAUCGUGGAUCAAACGCCCAACACGGCCAAGUCUGUGAUUGAUCUCUUCGCGCCAAACCAUGUUCCGGUGACGGGUGAAGACAAGAUAGACUGCGACGGACUCAACGAAAAGACUGUCCUCGUGAGUCCAUCUGAAGAGCAGUACGACGCUCUGCAGAGGCAGCUGUCGCAGCGGUUACGAAAAGGACACGGCGAAGUCAUCUACGAGAUAGGGACUGGAGGUCAAGGCGAUGCUGGGCUCACAGCUGAGGAGAUGGAUGCCUCAGUGGCAACGUUACAAAGUAUGGCGUCAACACUGGAGUGCGACUGCAUGCGACUGCGAGAGCGAAAAACUGCUGACGGGCUGAUUGCCGAGUACCUGGUUCGGCGACGGGCCAAGGAAAAUGACUUUGUGGAAGUCAGGGUGGCCGUGGUGGGCAAUGUCGACGCUGGCAAGAGCACGCUGCUGGGCGUGCUCACCCACGGCGAGCUGGACAACGGCCGCGGCUUGGCUCGGCAGCGGCUGUUUCGGCACAAGCACGAGGCCGAGUCCGGCCGCACCUCGUCCGUGGGCAACGACAUAUUGGGUUUCGACUCGCGGGGCAAUGUGGUGAACCAGCCGGACCCGCACGGGGGCCAACUCGACUGGAUGCGCAUCUGUGAGCAGUCCUCGAAGGUGAUCACGUUCAUCGAUCUGGCAGGCCACGAGCGCUACCUGAAGACCACCAUCUUUGGCAUGACAGGGCAUGCCCCCGACUUCACCAUGCUCAUGGUGGGCGCUAAUGCAGGUGUGGUUGGCAUGACCAAGGAGCACCUGGGCCUGGCUCUAGCGCUGAGUGUUCCUGUGUUUGUCGUGGUCACCAAGAUGGACAUGUGCCCAGGCAAUGUUCUGCAAGACACCAUGCGCCUGCUCGUGCGAAUUCUCAAGUCGCCGGGUUGCCGCAAGAUCCCCGUCGUGGUCCACUCGGCUGACGAUGUGGUCGUCUGCGCCACCAAUUUUGUCUCUGAAAGGCUGUGCCCCAUAUUCCAAGUUUCCAACGUGACGGGCGAGAACCUGCUGCUGCUCAAGAUGUUCCUGAAUCUGCUUUCCACACGCAUGCCCAACCUGGACUCUGAGCCGGCGGAGUUUCAAGUAGACGACACCUACUCGGUCCCCGGUGUGGGCACAGUGGUGUCAGGCACCACGCUCAAGGGCGUCAUUCGGCUGAACGAGGUGCUCCUGCUGGGACCAGACCCGCUGGGUCACUUUCAGCCCGUGGCGGUCAAGUCCAUACACCGGAAGCGGAUGCCCGUCAAGGAGGUGCACAGUGGCCAGACAGCCUCCUUCGCACUGAAGAAGCAAGUGAAGCGCUCGGACAUCCGCAAAGGCAUGGUGCUGGUGUCGCCCAAGCUGGAGCCCAAGUCAUGCUGGGAGUUUGAGGGCGAGAUCCUGGUGCUGCACCACCCGACCACCAUCAGCCCUCGCUACCAGGCCAUGGUUCAUUGCGGGAGCAUCCGGCAGACGGCCUCCAUCCUGACCAUGUCAACCGACUGCCUGCGCACGGGCGACAAGGCACUGGUGCGAUUCCGUUUCAUCAAAAACCCGGAGUACCUGCGUCCAGGCAUGCGCCUAGUGUUCCGCGAAGGACGCACCAAAGCUGUGGGGAACGUGCUGCGCCUCUUCCCUCCUGUGCCCGGUGGCGGGCACUACCACGGGGUCACCAAGGUGGCCAGCAAACCGCAGCAGCAGGCCAGGAACAACAGCACACCGACCACCUCUGAAAACAAUGGCGAUGUCUUGCCAGCUGAACACCAGACAACCGAUACCAUGUCAUCCGGGAGCUUAUCAACAGCAGUGCCAAGGGCUGAAAACGAACCACAGAAAGCCAGUAAACGCAACCGCGGUCGUUACCGGGGUCCCCGAAUGGCACCAGUCAUCUAGGAGCCUUGUGUUCCAUAGAGCAUGUUUUUAAGACCCAGUUGUUUAUGUUAACAUCACUCGAUGAGGAUCUUCGUAGUGCGUACUUAAGCCACCGUGCACGCCCACAUUAUCUGCCACUUGUAACCCAAUUCUUCACAUCCAAUUUGGGCAUCUCAUUGGUAGAUCCUCGGUACUGUCUUUAUACCUCUGGUGUUAAUUUUUUUUUUUUUUUUUUGCCUUUUCCACAUCGCUUUGUUGUCUGUGCCCGUGCAUCUAAUAUGGCUCGCUUGCCAAGCAUCUGUUCUCAUUCCUUGUAUGUCAAAAGGACUCACUUACCUAGCAAAUGUUUUGCCCUUAUGUGUUCAGAACAACCUUAUCCUUAAUUAACUUACAACAGCGAAUUCGGUUUGAAAAUUUUGCUGAUGAGCUUGUUAGCUUUGUCACUUAGCUCCUUGUUUUCUUUGUUGUCAUUAACAGUGCAGCCAUUAUGCCUUAUUGUUUUUCCGAGAAUUUCGUUUCUCACACAAUGUGACCUUUUUGUUUUGCCCCUUUGUAAUGCCAAAUGACUUUGACCUUUCCAUUUCUUCUUUUUGACAGGUUUAGGCACGUUAGGCUUGCGUUGUUGCUGUAAUGACGGUUGUUUGUUUGGCCAUGGUAUAACUUGUAACGUAUAUCUACUCGUUUUUGCAGGUUCUCUUUUGGUGAUUACUAUUGAAGCGUGGUGUACUUUAGAGCCACCAUUGUCCUCUGCUUGCACCUUUUUCAAAUUAAGGUUUGCGUGAAAUGUGCUAUAAAUUGCAGUAUUUAACUUAGCACCAAACUGGGGUUAUAACAUGUUGCCAACGUUUGUGAUGUUGACCAGCACGAAUAAAUGAAAGCUGCAGUGAGGCUGAUUCUCAGGAGGGGAUCAGCUAGUCUUGCAGAGGAUAAUAUUCGAUUAUCUUCUGAUGCUCUGAAGAAGAGGUAACCUAUACAAAGUGCAUGUUAAUGAACAUGGCGGAAAGAGAGAAAAGAAAAAAAAAAGACAACUUGGGAGAUACUUCAGCCUGUCGGGUUUUCAAGGCAACUUCCUCUGACUUCAUUCUCUUCCUGCUUUCAGUUGCCAAGUGCAAACAUAGUGUUGAAUUCUGGAUACAGCGCACGAUACGUUUCUUUGUUUGUGUUAGGUUUAAGUACUGCUGGCCACUUUUUCGAGGUCGUGCCACUCUUUUCUGCUCGCCGCAUUUAAGCCCUAUAGUUCUCAUCCUCGACACCCAACAACAUAGUUGCCAUUGCUACAGCAAUACUUACUCCGAAGGGUCCGCAGGACUAACCGCGCGUUACAUCUUCCGAGCGGUGCAAAAGACAAGCAGGCGACAAACCCAACGCGGUUGUGACUAGAGACAACUGCGUCCGUACGAUUGUUCCAUUAAAUUUUUGUAUGACAAGCCUUCAAGGUUUUCCACAUGACGCUUUCUCUAUGUUGAUGAUUGCACCGUUGCAACGAUGUUGCAUAAACAAGGAUUCGACGGACUUUGUGUUAUCAGCAUAGGUAUUUAUUACAGUCCGGCAACCUACAGUCAACAUCAGACUUUUUGGACAUUCCUAGGGACCACAAUAGUGUCCGAAAGCCAGGCUGUCCAAAAAAAAAAAACAAAUGCAUGUCUUUACUGCCCUUAGGGGUGCAAAUCGCCACAGCCAUGUUCGAAAUAGCUUUAAAAGCCUGCCAGUACAGUUAUUAGGUGUCUUAGUGCUCAUAGUGUGACAGGAGACGGCGGCUGUGCACGUGUGUAAUUAAGGAACACAUUUUAUGUCCGCGUCUUUGCACUCUUGGUAUGCUUCACUGCAGCACAUUGCAUAUGCUUGACUGCGUAACACCGCUGUAUUGCGACGAAGUUGACUUUUGGGAACUGACAUUAUACAACGUUUCAGACCUUCUCCAUGCUUCGACGACAUCAGCGAAGAUGUCAGCGCCAUUGCCAACAGCAGCAAAUCCUUUGAAUGAAAAGCAUGGCACUGAACAGCAGGAAGCUUGAUAACGAACGUCGAAGCACCUAGGCCUAACGACAGCAUAAAAUUACUACAGCUGCCAGCAGAUUGGCAUGUAAGAGCACUGGUUUGAGGCUGCGAGAUAAUCAAAGUGGCGGUGGUGGCUUCAAUUAAUGCUGUUUCAGACCUGCAGUCAUGGCAGAAAGUCCGAAAAAUUGGACGGCUAAGAAUUUCAGCAUCCAAAAUUUCAGACGUCCUUAUGCAUUGGCUCUAUAGGGGUAUGUGGCGGUGCCGCAGAGGUGUCCGAAUUAUCAGGCAUGUCCGAAAAAUCGGUUGACUGUUUUAAAAUGAUCUGUAGUUGUAAAAAAGGCUUAUUUGGAGGCAGUGAUAAGUUGGGAGUGCUUCAUCGUGAUGUUCAUUUCUUGAGCCUAUAAGGUUACUUUAGCCACUGAGUCACGUUUUUCAGAGCAAUAAUUGGAGAGCUGUUGUUAAUGGUCUGUAUUUUUCACUUUGGACAAUGUAACGGUGACAAAAAAGAGAAUGCUUUAUUGGAAUUGUUGCAGACAUCAUUUGCAUUGUACUAAAAAGUUGUAUCUGUGUUGGUAAGGUUGACAUUUGGAUGAGUUGGUGUAGAUUUGCGAGUUGGAGUAUCGUGAGGGAUGAUAAUGAAGGAAAGGAGGUGACACAAUAAGUGCUUACUUGCAACAAUCCAUCUGUUCUAGAGGAAUACGGUUUUUAACCCUCUAACCCCCAAAUUAUUUCUGGAAAAACGGACCGAAUUUCCUGCAUUUCUUAUGUAAUCAUAUUUUUUUUUUUUUGUGCUACAUGACUCGUCUUUUUCUGGUCUAUUUUAACAACUGAUGUCACAGACGAAGGUGGUAACUGUUCGGUCCAUCCUCGGAACUGCUGAAAGAUUGCAGUUCUUGAUGGCUCUUUAUGAGAGAGUCCAUGAUCUGCUUUGAAGGGUUGCAGUCAUGAUGCACACAUUAGAACACAGUUCAUUAGAAACAUGCAACAAAGGUUUCUGUGUGGCAAAAAGACAGUUUUCCUUUUCUAUACUUUAUCGCAUAGCGUUGGUUAGGAACAAAUAGGGCUAAGGUGAAAGUGCUAUAUUCCGCAUUGCUAUAUAGAAAACCACUGCUCUAAACAUAUAAUCAUGGAGUUGCAGAGAAAAAAAAAAAAAAAAAAGCUAGUUUAACUGGCUCAUUUAGGACAGAAGUUUAACUGGCUCAUUUAGGACAGAAAUUAUGGUUGUGUCAAUAUUUUUGGGUUGUACGAGGUCUGUUAGAAAAGUAUCGGAGCUUUGGCCGUAGAAAAAAAACUGGCAUAACUGGAGUGUUGGAAACCUAAUCACCCUCAAAGUAGUCUCCUUGGGACUCCACACACUUCUCCCAGCGGUGCUGCCAUUGUUGGAAGCAUUCUGAGAAGGCCUCUUUCGGAAUGGAGUUUAGCUCAGCUGUCGUUGCAGCCAUAAUGUCCUCUCUUGUCUGAAAUCGCGCUCUUUUCAAUGGCCUCUUGAUUUUGGGAAACAGCCAGAAGUCGCAGGGUGCCAUAUCAGGAGAGUAAGGAGCCUGUUGAACUACAGGAGUCUGG